AUGCCGUUGGUGAAGAGGAACAUCGAGCCCAGGCACCUGUGCCGUGGUGCUCUGCCGGAUGGAGUGACCAGCGAGUUAGAGUGCGUCACUAACAGCACGUUGGCCGCCAUCAUCAAGCAGCUCGGCAGUCUCAGUCGCCAUGCAGAGGACAUUUUCGGAGAGCUGUUUAACGAAGCCAACAGCUUCUACCUGAGGAUGAGCAGCCUGCAGGAGAGAGUGGAUCAGCUGGCUGUGAAAGUGACCCAGCUCGACUCCACAGUGGAGGAAGUCUCCCUGCAGGAUAUCAACAUGAGGAAGGCGUUUAAGAGCAGUACCAUCCAGGACCAGCAGGUGGUGUCGAGGACGUCGGUGCCGAACCCCGUGGUGGAGAUGUACCAUCGCUGUGACAAACCUCCACCGCUCAACAUCCUCAGCCCCUACAGGGACGACAAGAAGGACGCUCUGAAGUUCUACACUGACCCGUCGUACUUCUUUAACCUGUGGAAGGAGAAGAUGCUGCAGGCCACCGAGGACAAACGUAAAGAGAAGAGGCGGCAGAAGGGCUGUCCGGCCCACCCUGACAGGCCCCACUCCAGACAGGCCCCACCCAGGAGCCCCCUGUCCAUCUCUGAGCAGCAGAAGCAGGUCGAGGAUCCGGGACGAGAGGUCAAGAAGGUGCGUAAGGCUCGUAACCGACGUCAGGAGUGGAACGUCCUGGCCUACGACAAAGAGUUCAGACCGGACGCCAGGCUCACCCCCUCCCCGUAUCACGGCAUGUCCUCAGAGGGCUCCCUGUCUCCUGAUAGCAGGUCAAUGGCGUCGGACUCCUACCCAGCCAGCCCCAACCACCCCUCCACCCAGCCACCCAGCGCAGCCCAACCUACCGACCCGCACGCCAGGGACCUCCUCAGCGCCGCGGCCCAGACCCAGUCGCUGGACCGGGGCCUCAGGCCAGCCAACCAGCCGCCUGGACCAGCGGGGGCGGCAGCGGCGGGGCGACAUGCAGCCUCUCUGGGCCGAACCCCAUCAGGACACGGAGUCCAACCCGGAGGAGAUCCAACGGUUAACGGGCCGAGGCAGCAGUCGGUUAAGGACUACCGGGCCGGGCAUGGCCAACCCUCCACCAUCCCAGAGUACUACAUCCCCCCUGCCCCUCCCCCUCCUCCCCCAACCAUCCCCUCCGCUCAGACCGCCUUCGACUCCACCACAGCCCCGCCCCCCGGCGCCGCCUCCGCUGUCCCCCCCACCUCCUCCACUCUGUCCCGUCCCUACUCCCCCUCCCCUCCUCCUCCCCCGGCCAACUACGUGCCCUCUCCCUCCCACCCUCCAUCGGGCGCCCCUCCGGCCGCUCCCCCUCCCCCACCGCCCGGAGGCUCCGUGGGUCAUCCGGCCCACCCGUCCCCGCCGCACGCCGCCGUCGGCCAGGCGGCUGUGGAUGCUCAGCCUCAGGCGAGGAAGUCCACCAUGCUGGGGAUGAUACCGAUGAGCGACGCCCGCUCAGACCUGCUGGCUGCCAUACGUAGAGGUAUCCAGCUGAGGAAGGUGCAGGAGCAGAGGGAGCAGGAGGCGAAGAGGGAGCCCGUCGGCAAUGACGUGGCCACCAUCCUGUCGCGCCGCAUCGCCGUGGAGUACAGCGAGUCAGACGACGACUCCGAGCUCGACGAGAACGAGUGGUCUGACUAA
Molecule: messenger RNA, 1662 nt
Organism: Scomber japonicus (chub mackerel)
Lineage: Eukaryota; Metazoa; Chordata; Actinopteri; Scombriformes; Scombridae
Exons: 10
Coding region: 1-1662 (553 amino acids)
Biological process (GO): positive regulation of Arp2/3 complex-mediated actin nucleation; actin cytoskeleton organization
Cellular component (GO): cytoskeleton
Molecular function (GO): protein kinase A regulatory subunit binding; actin binding; Arp2/3 complex binding
Source: RefSeq, a predicted model, not a curated record